Molecule: messenger RNA, 3726 nt
Organism: Mercenaria mercenaria
Lineage: Eukaryota; Metazoa; Mollusca; Bivalvia; Venerida; Veneridae
Exons: 2
Coding region: 1-3726 (1241 amino acids)
Biological process (GO): DNA integration; proteolysis
Molecular function (GO): aspartic-type endopeptidase activity; nucleic acid binding
Source: RefSeq, a predicted model, not a curated record
AUGAAGGUAACCUACCUCCUUAAAGAGAGAAAGCGACUCAGUGAUGGGGUUUAUGUAAAGGGUAAAGUAGAAGGAGUGGAGUUGUUGUUUACUGCAGAUACAGGUGCAGCAAGGUCAGUGCUGUCAUCUAGAAUAUAUAGGAAGAUAGAAGAGAGCCAGAGACCAAAGUUAGCGAAGUGUGGAAGUCUUCGUGGGGCCAAUGGUUCGCCAAUAGCAGAAUUAGGCAAAGCAGAAUUCAGCAUCACCGUAGGGCCGUACGAGAUGGUGCAUGAGGUCGUGGUCGCUGAUAUAGAGGACGACGCCCUUUUAGGGUUCGACAUAUUAAGGGGAAGUGAAAAGGGACCAGCUGACUUACUGUUAAGCAAGGGGGUGAUAAUAUUAGAUGGGGUUGAGAUCCCUUGUUUACAGGUUGGUAAAAGAAAUAGGUCAAGGAGAGUGACUGUUGCAGAUGAUGUAUGUAUCCCAGGCAGAGCAGAGGCGCUUGUUGAUGUAUAUGUUGAAAGGGAGGAAGUCGAUGAUUUUGACAAGUAUGCUGAGUACCUGGUAGAACCCAGUGAAAACUUCAGGCAGAGGUAUCAGUUGGUAAUGGCAUCAUCGCUGGUUGACAUCAACAAAGGCCCGACUUGUAAAGUCAGAGUACUUAACCCAUUUCCGAUGGAGGUGAGACUACAUCAAAAUGCCCACAUAGGAGGGGCUGAACAAAUAGAGAAGAUCGUGAGUGUCGUGGCCGAGCAAGAAUACGAGGGAGAAGAUGAGAAUUUGUCCAGGGUUAGGCGAAUAGGAACUCAGAGGAAAGAGAUUAAGAAUGUGGGGGAGGGUGUCAAAAAUAUCAAGGGUAGCACUGUUCCGGACCACCUGAGAGAUCUAUUUGAGAGAUCAACAGUCGGUAAAAAUGAAGUCGAGAAAAGCGCUGUGGCGACAUUACUUAAUAAGUACAGUGAUACCUUUUCAAAGAAUGAGUGGGACAUCGGACUCACAGACCUAGCUGAACACCCAAUAGACACUGGCGAUGCCACACCCAUUAAGCAAAGACCGAGACGCGUCCCGCUUGCGUUUGCCUCAGAAGAAAAAGCAGCUAUAGAUGAUCUGUUAAAAAAAGAUGUAAUACAAAAAAGUACCUCCCCGUGGGCCAGCCCCAUUGUGUUUGUUCGUAAGAAGUCGGGAGCGGUUAGGCCCUGUGUUGAUUAUAGGAAGGUCAAUGCGCUUGUGAAACCAGAUGGAUUCCCACUCCCAAGGGUACAGGACUGUCUAGACGCUGUUGCAGGUAUGAGCCUUUUCAGCUCGUUCGAUUUAACAAGUGGAUACUUUCAGAUCCCCUUAAAGAAAGAGGAUAUUCCGAAAAGUGCCUUUACCUGUAAAUACGGCCUCUUUGAAAUGAAACGGAUGCCAUUUGGUCUCAGCAAUAGCAGCAGCACGUUCCAGAGAACGAUGGAAUUAGAAUUGCAGGGUUUUCAGUGGCAAACAUGCCUAGUCUAUAUCGACGACAUAAUUGUAUUUGGAGCAGACUUUGCGGAACAUAUACAGAGAGUUGACGAGGUACUUGUUAGGAUAAAACAGGCUGAUAUGAAGUUACGACCAGACAAAUGUCAUAUGCUUCAAACGGAAGUAGUUUUCUUGGGGCAUGUAGUGUCUGAAGAGGGUAUACGACCGGACCCCACAAACAUAGCAAAGAUUGCCGAAUGGCCAAGGCCAACAACACCAAAGCAAAUUAAACAGUUUGUAGCCACUGGUACGUACUAUAGGCGCUAUAUCAAGGACUUUGCAAAAGUUGCACGACCGCUUACUGAGUUGACCAAAAAAGAUGCCUGUUUUGCUUGGACUGAGGAGUGUGAGAAAGCAUUUAUGACAUUAAAGAAGAAGCUGACAGAUGCAGAUGUGAUGGGAUUUCCCCUCAACGAAGGUGGCGAGUUCUAUUUAGAUGUAGACGCUUCAGGUACUGGGAUAGGAGGUGUACUUUCGCAAGUGCAGUCUGAUCAAGAGAGGGUAAUAGCUUAUGCCAGUAGAUCGCUAAACAAAGCCGAACGCAAUUACUGUGUGACCGAGCGCGAGCUUCUUGCAAUUGUAUACUUCAUGCAGUACUUCAGACAGUACCUUCUUGGGCGGAAAUUUACCGUGAGGAGUGACCACCAAGCCCUUAUUUGGCUUUUCAGUCUGAAAGAGCCCAAUUGGAAAAUAGCUCGCUGGAUAGAAAUCCUGGCACCUUUCAACUUCUCAAUUGAGUACCGGCCAGGUAAACUGCAGCCUCACUGCGAUGCAUUAUCUAGGUGCGACAGUCCGAGAGAUUGCGAUUGUAGCGAAGUUGAUAUGAGUGAGCCGCUGAAGUGUGGUCCCUGUAAUAAAUGUAGAAGUCGAGCCGAGAUUAUGGUACUUAACUGGAGGAAAGGUGAGGACUCACAGGAAAACAACGUGGACAGCAAUGGUGAGGAAAACAGUGAAGCUUUAUCCUGUGAAAGCAAAUCAGAAGUAGCCUCAAGUCAGGUGAGGGAGGUCAACACAGAUGAACCUAGAGCCGGCACGAGCAGUGAGUCCACAGACUGGACAAUGGUAGGAGCAGGGAAAACAACAGCAGAGCUGAGAGCGAGACAGCUUGAAGAUUCAGACAUAAAGCCAGUGCUAGAGGCCAAGGAGGAGGGUAAAAAACCUGUGAAGGAACGGACAGACACUAUGAGCCCAUGUUCUAGACAUUACCUACUGUUGUGGGACCAGCUGAAAGUAGCAGAUGGUGUGCUUUUGAAGGAAUUCAUAAAGAGAGAUGGGUCAGGAACAUAUGGACAAGUAAUUGUACCAGAAAAGGUGAAAAGAGAGAUACUACAGUCUAUGCAUGGAGGACUAUUGGCAGGUCACAUGGGAACAAAGAAAACUAAGGCUAAAAUUCUCCAAAGGUUUUACUGGUUCAAUCUAAGGGAAGAUGUGAAACUGUUCAUUCGCCAGUGUGACAUUUGUGCUAGGGAUAAGAAACCGCCUAAACCCCCCAGAGCUGCUAUGGGAUCAGUUAGGACUGGUGCCCCAUGGGAUGUGUGGGGAUGUCCAGUAUCAAUCCUGAGUGACCAAGGCCGGACAUAUGAGAGCAAAGUCUUUCAACAGUUGUGCAGAUUGCUGGGAGUAAAGAAAGUGCGGACAUGCGUGCGAAAUCCGAGAUGCAACGGUCAAGUCGAAAGAUUUAACCGGACAUUAGUCCGCAUAAUCAGAGCCUACCUUCAGGGAGUACAAGAAGACUGGGACUUGAACCUAGGAUGUUUGGCCGGGGCAUACAGGGCGACACCGAAUGAGUCUACAAAGCUGACUCCGAAUUUGCUAACGAUGGGAAGAGAAGUGCGACUCCCGGCAGAGCUUGUGUUUGGCAGUACCACAAAUAAGUCUGAAGUACCAGUGACCAGCUAUGGUGACUAUGUUGAUGGUAUCCGGUCAAAGAUGAACCAUGCCCAUGACAUAGCCAGGAAACACUUACAGAAGUCAGCUGCACGAAGCAAGGAGAUAUAUGACAAAAGGAUGUUGGUGAAUAACUACGAGAAGGGUGAUGUGGUUUGGUGUUUAGCUGAAUCCAGGAAAGUUGGCGAAGCUCCCAAGCUGCAGCCAGCUUUCGAAGGACCAUGUUUGGUGUUAAGGAAGUUGUCUCCCUUGACCUUUGUAAUACAGCUAAGAGAUCAAGGGGCAGAGCGUGUUGUUCAUCAUAACAAGCUAAAACCGUACGAAGGAUGCAGUGUUCCAAGAUGGAUAAAAAAGUGA